Messenger RNA from Kwoniella shivajii, 1341 nucleotides. RefSeq lists its product as uncharacterized. The transcript has 11 exons. The record is from RefSeq and is a predicted model, not a curated record. The coding region runs from base 1 to 1341 and encodes 446 amino acids. Lineage: Eukaryota; Fungi; Basidiomycota; Tremellomycetes; Tremellales; Cryptococcaceae.
AUGGGUGCAUUGGGUCCUAUCUCAGACUGGAUAGAAAGAGGUAGUUUUGGUGACUGGUCACCUUCACAUCCAUCCGAUGCUCAGAGAGAAUCUAUGCUCUUUCUGGCUGCCGCAUUCGUCUUUAUUCUACUAUUGUGGCAAGGAAAAUUCACUACUCCUGCACCCUUCUUCAAGAGGAUACCUGACGAGGGAAAGGUCAAAAAGACGAAAAGGAAGAUAACAGAUGGGAGAAUAGAUUCUUUGAUCAUCGGUUUGAAAUGGUAUACUAUCUCAAUACCAUUAUUGGUGCCGUUCAAAUUGUUAACUGUUCUGUACCAUGAGCUUGGCCAUGCAGUAGUUGGAAUGUUAUCGAUAUGGUGGAAAGAAAUGAAAUACGGUAUGAAUGGUGAACGGGGAAGAAUAGAGUAUAUCAUGGUUGAUAGAUAUGAAGGUGGAUUGACUCAAUUUGGAGGAGGUACUGAACCCAAUUACAAACUUACUUUACCAGCUGGGUACCGGGCAAGCUGUUUGAUAGGAUGCUGGUUCUUGUUCACCGGAUUCGAUGCGAAAUGGUCGAAGUUUGGCGCUAUCACUUUAUUCCUCCUAACUUCCUUCGCUACAUUGGUAUGUUUCCUUGUGAGAGCCAAAUCUGGCAUACUACAAAAUUGGCAUCGUAUUGGAGCUAUAAUGUACAAAUGGAUUUUCUGCAAUAAAGAAAUGGCUAAAAGGAAAAUGCGAAAACAUCAAUUGAAACGAGAAGAGAGAAAUGAGACUGCAAGAUAUAAACAUGAUAGUGAAGGGGCUCCCACAGAAAAAGAUUUACACGCUUCUCAAGACAUUAUAAUGGGAUGUUCGUUGUUGGUGGGAGUGAUCCUAUUUCUAGCUUGGAAUUGGGAUGAUUCAAUCUAUCUUCGCUUCGUCAUGCUCUUCAUGGGUCUUCUGAGUGCCCUUUACGCCGUUUGGGAUAUCGUAUUGGACGGUUUAAGAUAUGCCAAAGUGGCUAAAUCAGAUGUUACGUAUAUGGCAGACGAGCAUAAUAAAAGGGCUGACAAAUACAACGAGAAAUUCCCGGAAGGAAGGCGAAAACAUCAUCGUAGUACACGUUUUUACGCUUUGAUUUGGCUUCUAAGGAAGACGAGUAUGAUCAUCCUCGUUAUCGUCAUAGCGUACUUCGUCUUCCAUCUGAAGAAAUCCGAACAGGCAAUCGAAUCAAGAGAAUUUUUACCUGCUCAAUUUCAUUAUGGUCCAGCUGAUUUGGAACAAGAUGCUAAAAUCGCCGGAGGGAGAAUACAAGGUACAGUCAAAGAUUGGAUGGGUGUAGAACAGAAUGGUCAAGAGAGAAGAGUAUUUAGGGAGGUUUGA